GUUCGCUGUGUUGUGCGUUGGGCUUCCUCUCUCUUUCUGCAGCUCGUCUUGUUUUGCUUGUUCAGUGCAUUCAUCGAGGUCACGCGGUUGUUCCCGUGGCCUGCUAUUCUGGUUCCCCUUCCGUUGCUGCACGUGCACCCCUGACUACCCAAGAAACGAACCUCAGAGUACCAGCAUCGGCGGGUUCCAGCAUUCAUUUCUCCCCCUUCUGGGGCGCUUUCUCUAUCGAGUUCUCUCUCAUUCUUCUAUCAGGCUAUUGAAGUUGGAGCCAGGCAAAUAUGGCGUCAUCUGGCUCUAGCAACUACAACACCAUCAAGGUGGUUGCGAGGUUUCGGCCUCAGAACAAGGUUGAAUUGGCUUCUGGGGGUAGUACGAUUGUCGACUUUGAGAGCCCACAAUCAUGUGUGAUCAAUUCCAAAGAAGGCUCGGGUUCCUUCACCUUCGACCGGAUUUUCCCCAUGGACUCUCGGCAAUCUGAUAUCUUCGAAUUCUCAAUUCGUUCGACUGUCGAUGAUAUCUUGAAUGGAUACAACGGCACAGUUUUCGCAUAUGGACAGACAGGUGCGGGAAAGUCGUAUACUAUGAUGGGAUCGGACAUCGAAGAUGGUGAGGGCAAGGGUGUGAUACCGCGUAUCGUCGAACAGAUAUUUGCUAGCAUUCUUGCAAGCCCCAGCAACAUCGAGUAUACCGUUCGUGUCAGUUACAUGGAAAUUUACAUGGAGCGCAUUCGGGAUCUUUUGGUGCCACACAAUGACAACUUGCCGGUUCACGAGGAGAAGUCGAGGGGUGUCUACGUUAAGGGACUACUUGAAGUCUACGUGUCCAGUGUGCAGGAGGUCUACGAAGUUAUGCGACGUGGCGGUGCUGCGAGGGCGGUGGCUGCGACAAACAUGAACCAGGAGUCUUCCCGAUCUCACUCUAUUUUCGUCAUCACCGUAACUCAGAAAAAUGUCGAGACUGGCUCUGCCAAGAGUGGCCAGCUCUUCUUGGUGGAUUUGGCUGGUAGUGAGAAGGUCGGCAAGACGGGUGCUAGCGGUCAGACGUUAGAAGAGGCCAAGAAAAUUAACAAAAGCUUGAGUGCUCUUGGAAUGGUCAUCAACGCGCUCACAGAUGGAAAAUCCUCUCACGUCCCAUACCGUGAUUCCAAACUGACGAGAAUUCUACAGGAGAGCUUGGGAGGUAACUCCAGGACUACUCUAAUUAUUAAUUGUUCACCUAGCAGCUACAAUGACGCGGAAACUAUCUCUACCCUUCGAUUCGGUGUGCGAGCCAAGGCAAUCAAGAACAAGGCGAAGAUCAACUCUGAAUUGAGUCCUGCAGAAUUGAAACAGCUUUUGCGGAAAGCCCAGAACCAGGUUACAAGUUUCGAGACUUAUAUUUCGGCUCUUGAAUCCGAGGUACAGCUAUGGAGAAGCGGUGAUCCAGUUCCAAAGGAGCGGUGGACCCCCGCCAGGACUGCGGAGUCAAUUGCUGGUGCAAAGGUCGAUGCCCGCACACCGCGACCAAGUACGCCUUCCCGGCUGCAGGAAGCUCCCCGAGCAGAUACGCCGCGUCCAGAUUCGAGAUUGGGCGAUCGCUCUAGCACGCCCAGUCUUGUACUCGAGAAAGACGAGCGUGAGGAGUUCCUCAGACGAGAGAAUGAGCUGCAGGAUCAAAUUACCGAAAAGGAGACACAUAUUGCAAAUGUCGAGCGGAGUUUGCAGGAGGCGAGGGAAGAGUUGAAGAACCUCAAGGAGAAUAGUGCUCGCGCCAGCAAAGAUAACGAGAAACUCAAUACUGAAGUCAAUGAACUCCGCAUGCAGCUGGAGAAGGUAACUUACGAGAGCAAGGAGGCCUCGAUUACUAUGGACAGUCUAAAGGAGGCCAAUACCGAGCUUACGGCGGAGUUGGACGAGGUCAAGCAGCAACUUCUCGAUGUUCGGAUGAAGGCCAAGGAAACCAGUGCUGCCCUCGACGAGAAGGAGAAGAAGAAAGCCGAGAGGAUGGCUAAGAUGAUGGCUGGCUUCAGCAUGGGUAGCGAAGUAUUCUCUGAUAAUGAGCGCAAGAUCCAAGAAAUAAUUCAGCGUGUGGACUCGCUUUACAGCGUCAGCGAGGCAGGCGAAACAAUAGCCCCAGAUGAUAUCCGGGAAUUGCGUGCAAACCUGAUGGAAGCGCAAGGUUUCAUCCGGCAGGCUGAGCUUACUAUGAAUGGCCAAGGUGAGCUGCAGGACAGCAAAAGGACGGAGCUGGAGGAGAAGUUGGCCGGACUGGAACGCGAUUAUCAGGGUCUCCUUGAGCGGAACUUGGGAGAAGGUGAUGUGGAAGAAAUAAGGCAGCGUUUGGAGAAGGCAUACAUUAGCCAGAAAGAAACAGAGAAACAACUGGCGGAUGAACUUCGUGCAGAGAUUGCAUGUAAAAACCAGGAAUUGGUUGAAGUGCGUCAGUCACUUGCUGAUUCUCAGUCUCGGAUAUCGACGAAUGGAGCAGCAGGAAAGACGCUGCAGCAGCAGAUUGCAGAAUUCGAUGCGAUGAAGAAGUCGCUCAUGCGUGAUCUCCAAAAUCGUUGUGAGAGAGUGGUGGAGCUGGAGCUUUCACUGGAUGAUGCCCGUGAGCAGUACAACAAUGUUCUUCGGUCAUCCAACAACCGGGCCCAGCAGAAGAAGAUGGCAUUCCUAGAACGCAACCUAGAGCAGUUGACCCACGUGCAACGACAGCUGGUAGAACAGAACAGCAGUCUGAAGAAGGAGGUCGCCAUUGCUGAGCGGAAGCUCAGUGCGAGAAACGAGCGGAUAGCGAGCUUGGAGGCGCUACUCCAGGAAAGCCAGGAGAAAUUAACCCAGGCUAACCACCGGUAUGACGUCCCUUUAUCUUUUCUCGCACUAGAUUUAGGAAAGCAGACGACCACUAACUAUGCCUUCCUCCCCUCUUUACAGAUUCGAAGCUCAGCUUACUGCUGUCAAGGAGAGACUGGAAACCGUCAAGCAGGGGUCUACACGAGGACUUUCUGGCUCUAUUGAGAGCGGCGGUGGAUUCAGUUUCUCUGGAACGAGGAUCGCUAAACCCCUUCGUGGGGGCGGCGGAUCAGAGGUCGGCAGCACUGCUCCAGCGCAGUCAGAGCCAAAGCGAACGAGUUGGUUCUUUGAUCGACGAUAAGCCAUGAAUACCACCAACUGUUUAUGUCAUGACAGUCUGCUUUCUUUCUUUUGGACAUAUUUCAAUUGGCCUGGAGCAGAGUUUACUCUGUACGGCGGUCGCCGUUUUUGUUUUCAUACCCAUUCAGCCACUCAGAUCGUGAUGUCCUUUCCACUACCUCUUACUACCUGGUUGACCGCUGGAUCGUUGUAACGCUGUUGAUGAAGUCCUGCAGUCUCCUAUCCCGUACACUUUCGUUCUCUUUUCCUUCUUGUUUUACAUGCAUACGUCGGCCUCUUUCCUUUUUUUUUUUUUUUUUUUUUUCUCGACCUUCCUUUCGCCCUGGAACAGGUUCUUUUAGAUUUAGCAGCCGGUGUCAGGAGUGAGACGGGGCCUGCGGUUAUUGCCAAUGCCCUGGAUACAAGCAAUAGAGGAUACCAGCGAUGGAAGAAGAGGGAUAGGAUAUAGCUAGCAUGCAGCAUUAGUUGUGAGAAGCAGCAGCUCUGGGGAUUAAUAUAGCGCGGCAAUAACAAUGCUGAAUAGAUGCAGACGAUACUAUUCCGGCCAGCAAGGUCCCUGUUCAAUGCUACCUUGAUAAGAGCACCUGAUAAGCAUCCCCGCAUCACCUCCGGCACGCC
This is a messenger RNA of Monascus purpureus, 3749 nucleotides long. The record is from the annotation of a GenBank genome assembly. NCBI's taxonomy places the organism in Eukaryota, Fungi, Ascomycota, Eurotiomycetes, Eurotiales, Aspergillaceae.